AUGUCGAAUACGAAUGAUGAUAAAACAUCAGAAGAAACCCCACCGUUAGGAGCCGUGCUUGGUUGGCUUAAUCUUUCACCAACAUUACCGGACAAUAUGACAGGAGCUACAGCAGCUUCUCCACCACGGUUUAUCGACUAUAAUCAAUUAAUGGAAGCGAAUCGAAAUGCUCAAAAUCUUCAACUAGCACAUGAAAUCGUAUUUAAUAAAGAUUUUCAACUGGCAUUACCAGAAUAUGAAAAAGGAAGCAUUACUGAAAAAGUUCAUGAUACGAUGCAUACAGCAUUUUGGGAUAUACUACGAGCAGACUUAGUUGCUGAUCCACCACGUUAUGAACAUGUUGUUAAAUUAAUUGGUGAAGCAAAAGAAGAUGUUAAAAGUUUAGUAUUACCUCAUCAAACAACGCUGAAAAAUCAAAUCGAGGAAGCGAUUGAUCUCGAUACGAUAAAACGUCGAUUUGAAGCUAAAGCAGCGGAUCCUCAUGAAUAUACAAAAUAUUUUAUUGAUUUAAUGGCGACUCUCUGUGCUGAAUGUCGAGAUGAAAAUAUCGCAAAAUUACGAACAAUUGAAGAUCCAACUGAUUGUUUUAGAAAUAUUAUGGAAGUAUUAAGUUUAAUGAAACUUGAUAUGGCUAAUUUUAAUAUUCGACAAUAUCGACCUUUGUUACAACAACAAGCAAUUGCCUAUGAAAAAUCGACAUUUGAUAAAUUUAUGGACAAUCAACGAGGAAUGGGUAUUGAUCCAUUGGCAUCAACAUACAAAUGGCUUGAGCGCGCUUUCAAUCGAUUAAAAACAAAAGAUACAAUCGGUUGGUAUCAUAUACCAACAGAUACAACAACAUCUAUUCCGCAUGAAAGCUCAUUAGUUAUUCUUAACGAAGCAUAUUGUGAACUUUUACUCUGGAACACAAAAUAUACAUUUCCUGAAACAUUGGAAUUAGAUGAAAUUCGUUAUAAUCAAGUACAUAUUGCAACAAUGCGUUUGUUAAUAAUAUCAGCAAUAAUGACUGUGUUAUCACAUUUAACAGGCUCGAUUCUACGUGAAUAUGAACCGAUUAAAAUUAUGCUCAAAUCAGAAAUGAUUAUUUUAUUAGAUGAUUUUCCACAAAAAAGAAAAUUAAAAGAUGUACUAAUAUCAAUUAGCGAACAAGUAGUUAAAACAACUCGUGAUGAAUUAAAUAAAUUUGAUAGAGCAAAAAUUAUUACUGAUAACGAACAACAGAUAAAAGAUGCCAUAAUAGUUAUUGGUGAAAAUCAUGUUAUUGAACAUGCUGUUUUUAAAUUAUUAUUUCAGCGUUAUGUAGGUUUUGUUCAUAAUGUAUUAGAUCAUUCUCCAAGUGGUACAUCUUUAUCGAAUGUUGCAAUACCAAAUGGAUUGAAUAUUGUCAUGAAUGAAGUUGCGUCAACUGUUAGUUUUUUUCUUCGUUUAAUAACUUACAAUAGAAUGGUUUUUAAUGAACAUUACGAUCGAAUUAUAUCACAACUACAGUCAACAUCUUCAUCGAACAAAUAA
This is a messenger RNA of Rotaria socialis, 1512 nucleotides long. NCBI's taxonomy places the organism in Eukaryota, Metazoa, Rotifera, Eurotatoria, Philodinida, Philodinidae. The record is from the annotation of a GenBank genome assembly.